Molecule: messenger RNA, 695 nt
Organism: Melitaea cinxia (Glanville fritillary)
Lineage: Eukaryota; Metazoa; Arthropoda; Insecta; Lepidoptera; Nymphalidae
Exons: 5
Coding region: 90-623 (177 amino acids)
Source: RefSeq, a predicted model, not a curated record
AUAGAACCCAUACAGUCUUAAAAUGUUGCUGGGAAAAUAUUAAAAGGCAGACCAAAAAAGACCGAGCAGACAAGAAGAAAAAGCUAUUUAUGACUGGUGGUGGAAAACCGCCAACACCACCACCAUCUAAUACCGAGUCUACAAUAGUUGAGGCUAUAUUAGGACCAGCACUAAAGGGAAUCCCAAGUGAUUUUGACACCGACAGUGCUACAUUCAGUGAAAUUAUAGAAGUAAACACAACGGAUCAGAAUGAAAAAGUUCAUGUAAUAGAAGGCGACUCUGAUUAUGCAGACAUAUUAAAAGAGGAUAAUGAAAACAUUGCAAAGAGUUUAUUGAAAGAAAAGAAUGACAGUGAUAAUGAUACCUGGAACUCAUGGACUCCAAAGAAUCUAAAAACACCAGUAUCAAGUAAUCUUAAAGUAUCUAGACAAAGUGAAGAAAGCUACUUAAAAAGAAGAAGACCUAAAAUUAAUUGCUUGAGUGAUGAAUUGGUAAAAGAAAAAAUUAAAUUAAUAAAAAUAUUACAAGAAAAUGCUGAGAAGGAAGCCCAAAUUAGAUUGGCUAUUUUGAAGGAACAAUUAAAGCAAGAAGAAAUAAAGACCCAAAAGGUUAUGAAUAGUUAGUUAUUUUUUUAGGUGUUAUACCUACAUGUAUAUUGUAUUGAUAAUAAAAAUGUUCAGGGAUAAGGACAAAAA